This is a messenger RNA of Solanum verrucosum, 2308 nucleotides long. RefSeq names its product kinesin-like protein KIN-14U. The coding region runs from base 55 to 1950 and encodes 631 amino acids. NCBI's taxonomy places the organism in Eukaryota, Viridiplantae, Streptophyta, Magnoliopsida, Solanales, Solanaceae. Gene Ontology annotation, molecular function: ATP binding; microtubule motor activity; microtubule binding. Gene Ontology annotation, biological process: microtubule-based movement. The transcript has 10 exons. The record is from RefSeq and is a predicted model, not a curated record.
AUUUCUUGAGAAAGAAGGCCAUUCUUUUAUGUAUUCUUCAAGGGCUUGAGAGCAAUGUUUAUUUCUACUGAAGAUGAAAAUAUGCCAUUGCCUUUGGAAAACGGGAAAGCUUUGGAGAAUUCUUCUCCAGUAGGAUCAAAUCCAGAUUCCAAUGAUGAUGAGCCUUCCCAAGAGAUUCCUUCAACUUUCACAGAUGUCAAUGUGGUUCAAGAAGAUGAAAAGUUUCAGCUUGAGCAGAGGAUUUUGAAUUUAGAAGGUGAAAUUGUGAGUUUGAGGCAUAAAGAGAGAUCUUUGGAUGAAAAAAGGAGAGAGGCAUUGAAUAAGAUACUAGACAUUAAAGGUUGCAUUCGGGUGUUUUCCCGAGUUAGACCAUUUUCACCAACAGAUAAACAGAGAACUCAUCAGCCGAUUUCUGUUGAAUCGGAGAAGAUUGUAGUAAGAUCUGGUGGAAGCAGGAAAGAAUUUGAAUUUGACAAGGUUUUCCCUCAGGAAUCACUCCAAGAAGAUGUUUUUGCUGAGGUUGAGCCAAUUAUCAGAUCUGCACUUGAUGGGCACAAUGUAUGUAUAUUAGCUUAUGGACAAACUGGAACUGGCAAGACAUAUACUAUGGAGGGAAUCACAGAGUCUCCAGGGAUCAUUCCUCGUGUUCUUCAGGAGCUUUUUAACCUUUCCUCUUUAGAUAGCUCAAUUUCAUUUACAUUUUCGAUUAGCAUGCUCGAAGUCUAUUUGGGCAGUAUAAGGGAUUUGCUUGCUCCAAGACCUUCCAGUCGUAAAUACACUGCAUCGAGAUGCAAUCUAAAUAUUCAAACAGAUUCAAAAGGAUCAGUUGAAAUUGAUGGUUUAACUGAGGUAGAAAUCUCUAAUUUUACGAAAGCAAAAUGGUGGUAUCAUAAGGGGAGGCGAGUUAGAUCCACAUCAUGGACGAAUGUAAAUGAAACAUCCAGCAGAUCGCAUUGCUUGACGAGGAUCAGUAUAUAUCGCUAUGGGGAUACUUUGGGAGGUAAACCAGAAGCAACCAAACUGUGGAUGGUUGAUCUUGGAGGGAGUGAGCGCCUACUUAAAACGGGAGCUACUGGACAAACCCUUGACGAGGGGAGGGCAAUAAAUCUCUCUCUUUCUGCACUAGGUGAUGUUAUUGCAGCUCUUAGAAGAAAGAAAGGCCACGUUCCUUAUAGAAAUAGCAAAUUGACACAAGUUCUCAAGGAUUCUUUAGGUGAUAAAUCAAAAGUUUUGAUGGUAGUCCAUGUUAGCCCAUACGAAGAGGAUGUUGGAGAGACAACAUGCUCCUGUACCUUUGCAAAGAGAGCAAGAGCAGCGGAAUGCAAUAGAGAGCUCUCAGAAGAAUCAAAGAAGCAAAGAGAAAAGAGGAUCGUGGAGCUUGAGGGGCAAAUGAAGGAAGCUGAAGAAGGAUGUACAGAUCUUAGUACUCAAAUACAGAAGGCUGAUUUUUUAUUGAGUGAGAACAGAAGGCUUUUCGUGAAGAAAUAUCAGCCACUUGAAGAUGAAGAAACCUUUCCUAUAACCCCAAAGGAAAACGUCCCUGAAAUCACAGUAACUCCAAGAAACUCUGAGAAGGGACUAAAAACAAAUGUCACUAGCUCGGUGCCUCGAUUCAUGAGUUCCACGGUUGCCAGUCGAAUAAGAGAGACUACAGCAGAAAAGGAAAUCCAUAGCAGACCAAAAAGUGUGAGAUCAUGGGCUAGGAGCUCUAUGCAAAUUUCUGGUUCACAAUCAAACAGCUUUGAUCGUCGUUUCAAAGCUCACCUACGGACUUCAAAUAAAAGAUCACGUUAUAGUGAAAUUAAUACCAUGGCUGGGGAUAUUAAGUAUGGUGAUGAUUCAGAUAUUAAGCCAUCUGUCUUACCACAAAGCAAGACUAUCGCGCCCUCGGAUCCAAAGCCUAGAAAACCACUAGCUCACCACAGAAGAAGGAUGUCUGAUCUGCUCUAACUAUUACAAGAGUUGAUCAAAGGUGCUUUAGCUUUUUUUUCCUUUUGGGUGUUUUGACUUUUGUUUGGUGUUGCUGCUCCUACUGCCAUUGUUUUUAUUUUUCUUUCUGGUCUGGAAGUGAUUUAAGAUCAACUACGAGAGAAAUUCAUUUGGGGGUUCAUGUGUUGUAGGUGUGACAUUUCUUGGGGUAGGAUUAACUUUAUACUUUGCAAAAAGAAUGGUUUCUUUAGGCUUGUGUGUUUACAUCAAAUGUCAUGUUGUUUUGACAGUGUGAAGCAAGUGCAUGGAAAACAUUUUUCAAUUCAUGUUGUAACCAUACAGUUCAGAAUGUGUUAACAAAAACUGACUAUUUGAAGUU